GGAUGGAUUUGCCGGUUCAAACUCAACAGCUCAUUCUCAAAUCACCAGCGCCAUGGUCCACUUCUUCGGCGGCCACGUCUCGGCGGCCAAGCCGCUGCUCGUCCACGUCCCCGAGGGCAUGGUGCUGACGGUCGUCUCGGCCACGCUCAGCACCGGCGCCUCCGCGGUCCUCUCGGUCGAGACCACCGGCCUCGACAACAACCUCGUCAAGGUCGCGCUCUGCACGCUGCGGGCCAAGACGACCGACCAGGUCAAGCUCGACGUGGUCUUUGGCGCAACCAAGACCAAGCUCAGCGUCGUCGGUGAAGGCAUCGUGCAUCUCGCCGGCUACUACCAGCCCGGCCCUCCCGAAGAAUCGGUCGGCGACCACGCCGAGGCCAUCAACAAGCUCACGGUCGACGACCUCCAGGAGCUCAUCCAGAAGGCCGCCGCCCGCAUCGCGCUCAACGACGAGUCGCAUGUCUCGAAGAAGCGUCCGCGUCAAGCCGAGGAACCCUCCGCCCAGGACGACGACGACGACGCCUCGGACGCCGAGACGACGCCGACCAAGAAGCAGUCGCCGAUCAAGCCUGUGGUGGCUGCCACGCCCGAGCCCAAGACCAACGGCGAUGCGUUCAAGCUCAAGAAGAAGAAGCACAAGAACAAGAAGAAGUUUGUGCUGUCGACGCCCAACUAAGCUCUUAUCAACCCACCUUAUUUACUAUUUUACAGCA
Saprolegnia diclina VS20 is the source of this 713-nucleotide messenger RNA. RefSeq lists its product as hypothetical. NCBI's taxonomy places the organism in Eukaryota, Oomycota, Saprolegniomycetes, Saprolegniales, Saprolegniaceae. The record is from RefSeq and is a predicted model, not a curated record. The coding region runs from base 53 to 676 and encodes 207 amino acids. The transcript has 2 exons.